AUUUUUUUACCUACGUGACUUUACCGAAUAGAACCAAAGAGUAUGGAUCCUUGCAGUCAUGAAAGCUUUAAAUCUAGAAUUUACUGUAGCAGUUCACAAAAUAUUUCUUAAGUUUUGUUUUGUUCAAAUCAUAAACACUCGCUACAACCCUAGAGCAUCUUCAGUUAAUUAGAAUGCUCUGAUCAUCUGUAACCGCUGUAAUGGUGUAUUAUGCCAAAUUAAAUGUCACGAUUCAUUGUAAUGUACUGGCAUCACGCUAAAAAUCACAAAUUCAACGAUUUUUUCGAGCAGUGCCUUUUCAAAAAUAUAUAUAUAUCUCUGCAAAUGCAGUCGUUUACUCUUGCUUGUGACCAGAUAUCACCCAAAAUGUGCUUGAUCUCAGAAACUAAGCUGGAAUUGAGUCUACAAUGUUCUUGGAUGGGCAACCUCCAUGUAAAAAAGCACGUGGCAGGGCUGUGGGGUUAUGUGGUGGGCAGCAGUGGGCAGGGCAGCAAAAUCCAUUGUUGCACUGAACUUUCUGCGUGACUUCACAUCCCCACACUGACCAGCAUGUUGAAGCGUGGUCAAAUAACCUCCAUGACCCACGUGGGGUGGGGAGGUCCUCAUUCAGCAGUGGAUCGACGAAAGGGCGAUACAAUGUACGCACGUACUCUUACAGCAACUGAAAUUAUGACAAUACCACGUUCUCCUUUAUUAUUCAUGAAAGUGCAAUGCGAAUAUUAUUUCAAAGCAAAACAUACCUUAAACGGUGUGAAACAUACUUAAUGGGCAAUGCUUUAUUCUCGUAAAAAAUAUAAACUGGCAUGGAAUCUACAACAGACAUUUCCUGAUAUUUACAUUGUGGACCUUUUUUUAAAAUGUGGUUUUGACAAACACUACAGUAUUCUACGUCGCACGAUGAAGAACCCGGUCACCUCCCUGCUUGUGUAACCUUUAAAACGCUUUUGGUUGGAGCAACUCUAAAAUAUAUUGUACGAUGCACUUUAGAUUUGUAAGACAUUUCCACAAAUACAACUCUAUGGAUUCUCGACCAGCCACUCUGUGCCUCAUUUGUCGUGUUCCCAGUGGGAGCAGUGGUUGUGUUGAUGCUUUGCGGUAUUUGGCAAUACGUGUACGACAGUGUUUGUAUUUAUCAUUUCGUCACGUUCACGGAGUGAUCAUAUAAUGUUCCCAAUCAAGUAAAUAACGCUUGUGCAAGAAUAGCAACUCGUCCACAUCACCAAGUCAAUAAUAAUCAUUUGAUAUGCGGCAAUUUUUCAGCCCUUUGUCAUUUCAAUGCUGGAUGAAGGCUUGCUUGUACGUUGUCUGUAGCCUUGGCGCUUGUGCAAGCUGCCCUUCCCUGGUCGUCCUCUUUUUGAGGUAGCCGUCCUUGGAAAUCUGCAACUCAUCAGUUGAGUAUUAAUACACCGCAAGAUAUUUAAUUUACAUAUAAUUCUGCUCUUUUCAGUGAUAGUGAGAUAUUCUCACUGUCCCGGAUUUUUUGGGCCACAGGUGACAACACCUUAUGCGUUGUCUGCGGAUAUUUUGGACCAUACUUCGCCAUGCUGGUCAGUGUGGGUUGGUGGCGAAGGGGAGGGGGGGGGAGCCCAAGAGACCGGUUCAGAUGUCACCUGCCACUAAAUGUUCCCCUCGGCUAGGAAUCGAGCUCGGGUCGCCAGGUUCACAGUGCACUGCGCUAACCACCGCCAAAAGCUCUACCGAGUCGAGGAUGGCAAGCGUGAAGUGUGCACGCCCUGUCGUCACAAAGCCGUCUUGGCCGAACAGGAGCCGCAUUUUUCAAUUGUUGGGAUUCCCCCACAGUGCCAGAUAGACUCGAGCCCUCAACCCCCGCUCCGUGCAGGGCUUGACCUGUGCAGCUUCGUGAGAAAGCGUGUGCCUUUUUUGUAACAAUGUAGGUCGAGGGGAUCUUUAUCUUGCAGCGUUCUCAUUUUGUGUGGAGAUAAACCGAGGGUGCUUUGAGCAGAGAGUUAAAAAAGGGCUUUGGAGGCCAUAGCCAUUAGGUCUCACGGUUCGUGGAGAGGAAAAUAAAUCCAGCAAUUACUGUAGUAUGUUAAUUGGCUAUGAAGAUCAUGUCUCGGUAGUCGCUUUACAAGUUUAGGACUCAAUGUAUUGCCGUGAUGGCGUUUAUACAGAAACACGUUAUAUCUUUAGCUCUUUCGGUAAAGUCACGUUGAAGGGAAACAAUAAAAUAAUAAAAUAUAUAUAAAAAACAAUAAAAAUUCUCAUGAUGCGUUAAGGUGCUGACUUGCACAUUAGUAAUUGUGUUUAUUUAUGCUAUUUGUAUAAUAUCUCGUCUAGACAAGAAAAACAUAAAAGUUACAUCCACGGAGGGGAUGGAAUAAUGAGAUCAAAUUGUGCGUAGGUGCUUUGUGGAUUCUUCCACCACGGGCUGGUUAGGUAGUGGCAACUUCAGAAAGCCUUCAUCCAGCAGUGGAUUGACCAUGGCUAAUGCCGAUGUGACCUUCCUAUAUUCCAAUCGGCUGAAUGUUUGUAGAUUUUAUGUAGGUACUAACAUUCUGACAAUUGAUUUAGUUUAACCGAUUAUUGAAAUAUCUAGUCAAUCUUCAAUGGUUCCUUUUAAUUGUCCCACGGGGUUGUAUCUUUAUCUGUCACUAAAUAAAUUUGUGCUAGCAUUUGCUACAACAGCUGUCAAAUACAUGACAUGCACUUGCAAAUCUCCUGCUGGCUGGUGUUAUAAAUUUUUGCAGUGCAUUUAUUGGAAUAAAAUUAAUGUUUAAAGAGGGUCAAAUAUUUAUAUUUUCAUGGACAGAUGACUGCAGUAUGUUGUUUUUCAGGUUUGCCUUUUGAGUGAAGCAUGAUUACGAACACACCCAAUCUGCAGGCAUAAAAGAACGGGUUGGUGACUGCAGAAUGCACACCUCUUCGACCAACAAAAUACAACCAAAACGAAUAGACAAAUGACCGACAGUGAGAGAGGGCGAAGGAGGGCGAGGGAGGGGUAAUAAGUGCUGGGCUGUUUUGGCGCCAGACGGCCACCAUACUGCUCGCCUCUGGAAGUCAUCUCUGAAACAUGCCGCUAAUGUCGUCCCCGCUGACAUGCUGUAGGGGUUUCCCGUCUGCCUGCUCCUCUUGAAGGCGGUUACCGAGCAGCUCGAGGCAAGCCACCCCCCCGCCCUUGGCGCUCACGUGCGAGCACAGAAGGGCUCCCUCUCGUGGAAGGGGACCGCGACCGCCACGGAGAGCGAGAGAGACGCAGGGGUGGAGAGGCGGCGGUGACGACGGGGCCCGUGGCAGGGCAAGCGGCCGGGGGCAAGGCGGUGCGCGACCGGGCGGUCAUGCCGGAGGCACUGCGAGGGCUCGACGGGCGUGGAUCCCCACGGCUGGUGGCCCCGGGCUCGUGCAGGGCUGGGGUGGCACCCGUGGCCCCCGAAGAGGUGGACCCAGCAGGGGGCUCCGUCGCUAGCCGCCCCGUGGAAGCGUGGGGAACCCCAGAGCAAGUGGAGCAGAGCCGCCUGGCGGGAGCGAGCGAAGGAGCGUCAGGAGGAGGAGGAGACGAGCUGGAUUGGGUGGAGAUGGGGACCGCCAGCGGUGACCAGCAGCACGGCGCACGUGUCCAGGGCCAGGUCCGCUUUGUGCGCCACCUGGCGCUGUUCCGCCACUACUUCCAGCACCCGUGGCUGCGCCUCUUCAUCGCCUACCUCGUCACACUCCUCAACUUCCUCAUGUUCGCCGAGGACCCCGUGUCGCACAGCCGCACCGAGGCCAACGUGGCGGUGGUGGGGAACUGCUUCUCCCUCGUGGUCAACAAGUACCCGGGCGGGUGGUGGAGCGUGCUCAAGGUGUGCACGUGGCUCUGCGGCAUCGCGGGCGGCAUGCUCGUGGGAAAGUUCAUCAUCCACCAGGCGCUGUUCGGCAACAUGCUGAGGCUGAAGAUGUUCCAUAAAGACCGGGGCACCUGGAUGGUCAUGUUUUUCACCUCCAUCAUGCUCCUCUUCUUUUUCUCACACAUCUACAACCUCCUGCUGACGUUCUCUCCCAACAUGACGGAAUACAUCGUGAGCGAUUACAUGGGGCUGAAGAAUGAAAACUUCAUGAGAGGAGCCGCCCUGGGAACGUGGAUGGGAGACUCCGUGACGGCGUGGAUGGUCACCGACAUGAUGCUUCAGGACACUAAGUACCCUGCCUGGGCAAAGUCGCUCCGCUGCUUUUGGAGGAGAGGAAACAACCGAAUCAUCGUGUUCUGGGUGGUGUGGCUGAGCCUGACCUCGCUCGUGGUGCUCGUUGUGUGCACCGACUGGAUCAGCUGGGACGCCAUCAACCAUGGCUUCCUCCCGAGCAACGAGGUGUCGCGUGCCUUCCUCGCCUCCUUCAUCCUCGUCUUCGAUCUGCUCAUCGUCAUGCAGGAUUGGGAGUUCCCUCAUUUCAUUGGAGCAAUGGACGUGAAACUGCCUGGCCUCCACACCUCCCACAUUCAGCUACAGCUGCCAAGAUGCAUCUUCAGAGAGGUUUACCACAUCCACAUCACGGGCAAAUGGUUUAACUACGGCAUCAUCAUACUGGUGCUCAUCUUGGACCUGAACAUGUGGAAGAAUCAGAUCUUCUACAAACCCUACGAAUACGGCCAGUACCUCUCCCCGAGCCUCAACAUCUACACGGUGACCAACGUGAGCCACUUCAGAGCCUUCAACGCGAGCACCUUCACCUGGGAGUGGCGCACCGCGCACGUCAACCCGGACACCAACCGCACAUAUACCCAGGGUGACCUGUUCAUGUUCAGCAAGUUCGUGGACACCGGUCUCUCCACCAAAUGCCUCGCCUUCCUGCCCAGCCUGCUGGCCUUCACCAUGUUCGGCAUCUUCGUCGUCGUCUUCGGCCGAUUCAAGGAGGGCGAGCUGCUGCCGGGGGACGUCAAGAUGUACCAGAAGGUGGAGAGUGUCGGCUUCCCGUGCUUCAAAACCAUGCUGCUGACCCGCGUGCCCAAAGGUCACGGUGGCGGCAGCGGCGACGGCUCGUGCCCAAGGCGAGCCGAAGCGGGCGACAAGGCCCUCCACGAUUUCCAGGCGGAAGGAGACCUCGGGAAUGUUGAGCCGCGUUCGAAGGUCGGCCGAGACUCUGACACGAACUGCGGCACGGAGGACGACUGCCAUGGCCGCUCGGACUCCCAACCCAACCCAGUGCGUGAAACGGAGCUCCUGUGACGAGUGUGGUAGAGAUACCAGUUCCUCCCCCCCCCCCCGCCCGCCCGCCCGGUUACUUUGAUGCCUUCAAACCGGCAUUACGCCUGUUGUGUAAAAUUUAACGAUAUCAAUAAAAGAAAACACGUACACGCCUUGCCUUAUAAAUAAAAUAGCUGCCCAAGCGCGAUGAGCCGGAGUCGCGUUAAGUGUGCACGCAAAUGCGGAACGCAGUUGGCUCGCUCGGCGGGGAGCGAGGGGAGGGUGUACGGAACCGUGCACGCGUGCGUAGGUUAAACGUGAUGAAUAUUUGUUGCUUAACUCUAAACGAAUAUAGAUUGGUUUGUUGUGGUGAAUAUGGUUCAAAUGUGGUCGACAGCUGUGCUGGUAAUGUAGAAGGCUAUUCGUGCUUGACUGCCAGCCCAUUUAAAACUACUGAGGUGUCACGUCCCCAUAAAUGCUCUGGCGUAUUGAACAUCUCCUCCCUUUAUUAAGUUGGAAACAAUACACCUGGCAUAGCCUGGAAUGGCUGUGUAGUUCUCAUUGAAAAAAGCCCAAGCAGAAAUAAGCGAUGAUCAGUGUGGUGAAGUAUGGGCAAAUAACACUCAUAUGACCUGCACGACGUGGGAAGGCCGUCAUCCAGCAGCGAAUUGACAACAAGGGCUGUUCACGUGGUCCAUCCCAUGACCUGUGAGCGAGCCUUCGACACUUCACACGGCCUCGGAGUGCACCUGGCCUGGCACAAGCGCCGUGGUGGCGUCCCCGCCAAUUGGUGGCGGCUGUUGCUGUUUGUUGCGGUUUGUUACUGUGGACAAGGACGGCAAAUCCUCGCGCAGCCUUCGGGUGACGCGAGCGGGCAGAUUGUCUGAGUGGGCAGUGCGACGGCCACUCGCACUCAGACAAAUGGGCGAUGGUCACCGCGGUACACCAAGGGAUGUACGUGCCUGCACGGACAAUAGCGAGACUUAAGUACAUUUUGAUUUAAAGCUUUUGUGACUGCAGGGAUUCAUAUUCUUGGUUCUUUCGGUAAAGUCACACAAGCAAUCAUCAUCAGGUGUGAUGAUGAUUGCUUGUGUUGCAGUCGAAACGUCGUGAGAAUUUGUUUUAGAUUUGUAUUAUUUUAUUGUUUCCCUUCUACGUGACUUUACCGAAAGAACCAAGAAUAUGAGACUUAAGUACUCGUGCUAACGUCUCGUUAUCGUCGGUGGUCACCGACAACUCCCUGGCUCGGAUGCAGUUGAACUGGGUGGCUGGGCACAGGACGUACGUACGUUGAACUUCUUUCGCACCGUACGUAGCCAACCGUGCUCAUCCGAGGUGCGGAUGCCCGGCACAGAGGAUGGAGUUCAAUCAUGUCCGAGCCGGAGCAUGUCGGUGACUCACCAGAUGAACACACGCGUAUUAAGCGUCUUUCCAGAAGAAGAAUCCCACACUACUUGGAUAAUUAAAGCUUAUGUGCGGAGCCUUUUCAAAAAUAUGAAGGUACUGCAAUGGGAGGAAAAAUGUUUUCUGUAUUUCACUGAGCUGUUCGGCAUGUUAAAACGGCACCCAGUAUGCCCGUUAACCUAAUUGAAUCUUAAAACUUCUGUAAGAAAUUUAACAAAAAAUGUUUGGCUUCCUUUAUUUUUUUUGUCACCGAUGCAAUGGCAUUUUUUCGCUGCAAACUCAGCUCUAAAUGUUUAAUAUUUGGGGGGGGCGGAAGGAGGGAGGUUGCUCAUUGCCCGCUUGGUUGUGGGUGUUUUGCGCACAAUGCACAGACACCUCUCGUUAUUAUUCAGAGAGCCGUUACCAAAAGACGCUCUCCGCUGAGGUAUCCGUUUGAUCGUUUAUAAACAACACAAAUAUCCGAAGAGGGUUUCCCCUUUUUUCUGGCAACAAAACAGCUGUGUUAAGAUGUUAAAACACCAAACUGAAAGCUUUUAUAAGGAAUCAUGUCUGCAUUAACCGCAAUACUUGUGGACAGAAUGCAAACAAAA
This is a messenger RNA of Petromyzon marinus (sea lamprey), 7111 nucleotides long. It is a transcript of the gene TMEM117, whose product is annotated as transmembrane protein 117. The record is from RefSeq and is a predicted model, not a curated record. Gene Ontology annotation, biological process: intrinsic apoptotic signaling pathway in response to endoplasmic reticulum stress. Lineage: Eukaryota; Metazoa; Chordata; Hyperoartia; Petromyzontiformes; Petromyzontidae.